This is a messenger RNA of Coccomyxa subellipsoidea C-169, 2247 nucleotides long. RefSeq lists its product as hypothetical. Gene Ontology annotation, biological process: DNA repair. Gene Ontology annotation, molecular function: DNA polymerase binding. The transcript is spliced from 18 exons. Lineage: Eukaryota; Viridiplantae; Chlorophyta; Trebouxiophyceae; Coccomyxaceae. Bases 1 to 2154 code for a protein of 717 amino acids. The record is from RefSeq and is a predicted model, not a curated record.
AUGAUGCGGCAGCUGCUGCAAGUGGCAGGCACCGUCCUCUUGGACAUCGAGAUAACAGUGAAGCUGGUCACGCAGAGCAAGGCAUGGGUGACCAAUUUGAGACCCCAAGGGUCCUUAACGCCAUUCUCAGUGGCUGUUAUUCUCACGCUGGCAUCAGUACCUCGCCUGCAGCAGGCAGCCUGGGACAACCUCAAGGCACUGGUGGACCUGAUCCCGUUCUUGGAGGUGAAUCUGGCGCUUGGGCUCAUGCUCGCCAUUUGGCCUUUGUGCUCUGAGCAGAGGGCUGUCAAGGAGCAGCUCAUAAUGUGCCUGCGCAAGGCAAUGUUCCGACCAGAUGUGGGCGCCCGCCUCCUAGCAGUGCGCGGGUUCCUGUUCCUGGUGCUCCAAGAGCUGAGGGCGCCUGAUGCCAUGCCCUAUGACAAAAUUGCUGCCUCCUCAUCCCAGGGCCUCCUCAAUCACGCCAUGGCUGGUGUUCUGCUUGGCAGCAUUGAAGUCUACAUGGAAGACAUUAUCAGUGGAGCAGCGCAAGCAAAGAAGAAGAGCCCUGGAGCGGUGGGGCAGGCAAAGGGAAAGAAGCGAGCUCGGUCUGGGAAUGAUUCAACUUCCAAUGUGCCAGCUGUUGUGCCCAUCACAGAUCGACAGCCUGUAUUCAGCGCCACCUGCCUCUUUCACCUCCUGCACAUGGUGUCAGAGGAUGGAUGCCUCUUUUACCCUGAAGGGGGACCUGAGGCUGAUGUGCAGGAUGAUACGGACACAGAGAGCUUGACCAGCUUGGCAAGGGAUGCCAAUUUCCAGGCAUUUGUUCUUCAAAGCUGCUUGCUCUACCUGUGUUCCUGCAAAGGACAGCUGCCGCUGCUUGCCAUCAUAGCAGGAACAGGAGGUGUUGAGGAGAGCAGGAUAUUGCAUGCGCUCAUUGGGGGAAGUGACUGGCACAUGAUGGGUGCGCAGCUGGUGAAGACUUGCCAGAUGAUUGUGCUUGCAAGCACGAAGAAUGCCUCACGCACUCCGGGCAGCAAGAGGAAGGAGCACGAUCCUGCUGGGGACCUCCCUCUCCUGGCUGUGAAAUCAAUGGCAGCCUUGCUGCACCUGUGCCCCAACGCUCUCAGCCUGCAGAAGUGCAUGGCAUCUUUGCCGCCAGCAGCAGACAAUGGACCCACACCAGAUGAUUCUGUCGUGGGGGACGUUGAGUCACGCCUGCACCACCUGCAGCAACUGCUGUUGCGCCUCGUGGAAAAUUGUUACUUUAAGGAGGUGGAGAUCUUCUGUGGUGUACUGGGUCACAUUGCCAGCAUUCUGCCCAAGCAGACCACUGCCAGAUUUUCAGACUGGGCAGUGGAGUGCUGCAAGCAAGAGGAGGAAAUGCAGCCACGUGCAAUGAAGGCCCUCGUGGGCUUGCUGGUGAAUUGUGCCGGGGGCCUAGACCUUACAGCAGCACAGCUCGUGGCAGAUUCUGUUGUCAUAGAGCUGGGAACAGAGAGUGACAGUCCACCUCCCCAGAAUUUAGCGGCGAUGACCAAGGCUACCGUGUCAUCUGCUGCAUUUGCUCUGCUGUCCUACUUGGAGAGCAAUCUGCAAGAUCUGGAGUGGCUGGUCAGCACCUUGAGGAGCAGCCAAGGCAUAAGCACUGCCGGCACUUGCACAGAGCUUGAGGAGGCAACUUUUAUUCGCCAACGUGGAGUCAUUGAACUGACUGCAAAACUGUUGGAGGUCUCAUCAGUUGGUAAUCUUGGCGGCGGUCUGCUGCGCCUGGUGCUGCUGACUUACAAGGUCUUGACAGCUGCUGCUAAGCUGCACAUUGUGGGGAAGGGAAAGACGCGUUCUGCACCAUGCCAAGCAUUCCAGGACAUGGUGACACUUGUCCUCAAACAAUUGACUCCUGCAGUUUAUGAGUUUGUCACCACCGUCCAGCAACAGCCUCUGGAGAACGGUGCAGAUGGCAGCACAGAAGCAGCAGGAAGCCUGAAGAACGAGGAGCGCAUCAUUCCAGACAUCAUCUUCAAUCUGGAGGACUUUGAGAAGCACCUUAUCCAGAUCUCUUGCUAUGGUCAUCUCAAUCUGAUGCGCUUUGCAAAGCGCAGCACCAACCGAGAUUGGCGAACAGUGACCAGGCCGCAAUCAGUCCCUAGAGAAAACCAGGUCUGCCUGUCUAAUUAAUACAUGUCCUCUUGCUUAUGCAAGCUGGCUUUUCAGCUUGCCCGCUUCUCUUCCUUCAUGUGCACCAAUAUGUUGUUAUAGUUGAAUUGAGCG